GACAGCCGAAACGUCAGGGCGAGAGAAAAAUUGCGCGAAUAUCUUGUGCGUUGUGCAGUUUGUUGUUACGCUCCUUUUCCUAGCUAAACGUAGGUAAAAAGCAUUUUCCUGUCGAUUUAUUGCCGUUUUGUGUCUCUAGUUUGAGUAAGUGUUCUUAGCUAUGGAUGACGAGCUGCUAAAAACGUGCCAAAGGGAGAUAGGGCACAUUGUGUUCGAUGCCAACGAGAAGAUUUCUACCCGUCGGAUCAGUAACACGUGGAGCUUGGACAGCAAAAAAUCGCUGGAAGUGCUGCAGAAAUGGGUUGAUGGGCAGAAAGAGCCGAACAAACUCUCGAAAGAGUACGUCGUGAGGGGCGUCGAUAAAAAUGGCAACGUUUUCAUCACUCUAGCGAAUGAGGAAAAGCUGGAAAAAAUCAGCAAAACCUACCCCAAGUGCUCGAAAAUGCUUUACUCCGUCGAGGUUGCGUCCGACGUUCGACCGCUGAACGUAUCCAACGACAACGAGUUCAGUGUGAUCCGUUUACGGUUGGAAUCGCAAAAGCGUCAAAUAGAACAAGCAUCUUCUUCCACCGCCCCACAAACAACGCCGAAACCGGCACCCGCGCCCGUCAAACAGGAGCAGAAACCCUCGAAACCGAGCAUGUUUGCGGCGGCCAGCAAGCAACAACCCCCGGUAAAGGAGGAAAAACAAUCACCACCCGCAAAGCCACAGGUAAAACCGGAACCCAAAACAGCGGCAUCCCCACCGAAAGCUUCGCCGAAAACACAAUCCCCGAAGAAACAGGACGCGAAAAAAGCCGUCACUGGGAAGGGAUCAAUUUCAUCGUUUUUCUCCGCCAAACCCGCCGGUACGGCACCGAAACCAGUACCCACUUCUGUCCCAGUAAAACAGGAACCCCAGUCACCUGCCCCGGAGCCGGCGAAAAAGGAGCAGAAAGCCGAGACAGCGGUGGAAAAGUCCCGCAAGCGAACCAUUACCGAUGACGAGGAGGAAGAGGAGGAGGACGUCAUCCCAAGCACCCCGCAGGAGGACAAAAAGCAGCGCGGGGAUAAAAGUAAAAAGCGCAACACCGGAAAGCCGCUACUGCAGCGCAAGAAGAAUCCGUCGAAUCCGUCGAAGAAAUCACGGCUGCUGCAAAUUUGUGAUUCGUCCAGCGAUGAGGAAGCGGACGGGAGGGAAGCUGGGGCCGCAGUCGAGCAGCGAAGCGAACGUUUGGUGGAGUUUGACGAGGAAACGCCGAUGGAGACGGAGGUGGAGGAGAAGGAGCAGGAGCAGGACCGCAAGCCGUCACUGUCGCCGGAGAAGCCGGUCGAGAACGAUUCGAACAGUGUGAACCGUAACAGGGGCAAAGUUAAGAAGCUGGUCACCAAAACGUACACCGACGAGGAAGGAUAUUUGAUCACGGUUAAAGACUACGAAAUGGUUUCGGAAGAUGAUGAGUCAACGGCCAAUGGAACGGAGAAAGAAAUGGCAGCACCGGCAGCAGGAGCAGCAGCACCCACCAAGCCGAAAGCUUCCCUCGCAAGCCAAGGCAAAUCGUCCUCGGCAGAGAAGAAGGCAACACCGCCAACGCCGAAAACGAAGCAAGGCUCCAUUAUGAGCUUUUUCGCGAAGAAGUAAAAACUGGUUUAAAUUCUAAUAGGAAAAUCAAUCUUUCCAAUCAUCAAAUAGGAAACGGGGAAAGGAAGCGCAGCGUGUUACGUGUUGCAGUAUAAUCUCUUGAAAAGGUAAUAAAAAAGUGGAACAAAACUAUUUCAUGUUUCUUCUCCCUCCUCGGUUAGGUUCCGGGCAUACCUUUUGUUACGGCAAGCGUAAUGGUAACGCGUCACCCUUAGUACGCCUUUAGUUUAGUUUAGUUUUACUUAUUUUUAUAGAGACUUUGAGGUCUUGCUCAUUCGCCUCUUAAGGUAGAGGGCGCUAUCAAGAAAUUUACCUACGUGUAAAUUUUACUUAAUCAUAAUUCUAUUACGCAGUGCAAAUUGCUGUAGAUCGGUAUCGUGCAGCUCGAAUUUCCGCAAGUGCAGCUCGAAUUCCCGAAUUCUGCCGUAUAUAAGCGAGUAUUUUUUCUGAAUAAAUUUAGUCAAGUUCCAGAGUUCAAAGCAACAA
Anopheles gambiae (African malaria mosquito) is the source of this 2107-nucleotide messenger RNA. It is a transcript of the gene PolD3, whose product is annotated as DNA polymerase delta subunit 3. Gene Ontology annotation, biological process: DNA strand elongation involved in DNA replication; nucleotide-excision repair, DNA gap filling; DNA replication. The record is from RefSeq and is a predicted model, not a curated record. The coding region runs from base 161 to 1621 and encodes 486 amino acids. The transcript has 4 exons. Gene Ontology annotation, cellular component: nucleus; delta DNA polymerase complex. NCBI's taxonomy places the organism in Eukaryota, Metazoa, Arthropoda, Insecta, Diptera, Culicidae. Gene Ontology annotation, molecular function: DNA-directed DNA polymerase activity.